GCGUUGAGGUUGCUAGUCACUCCCCGAGCCUACUUUUAAUAGCUUUGUCAUGUGAUAGAAAGCAGUUGUAAGAAGACAGGUGCCCUCGGUUCAUUCUCGGAGAGGGGAGCUGCAGUUUUGCCUCGCCAGUGGGGAACUAAAGCGUGCGUGGAUUUGUCUCUCUCUUUUUUUUUUUUUCUUUUUUUUUUUUUUGGUGUCAUUUUUACGCGUGUUGUUUGCAGCGUUUGCACGGAGGUUGGAUUUUUGUUGUUGUUGUCCUUUUUCCGAAGCGUCAUUCAGUGGCUGGAUGGCGUGGGACAGGUGUAACCAGCAGGACUUGGUGUGGAGAGAAUUAGAGUGUGCUGCCUUGGUUGGCGAAGACCAGCCCCUCUGCCCGGACCUACCCGAACUUGACCUCUCCGAGCUGGACGUCAGCGACCUGGACGCCGAUGGCUUCCUGGGCGGCCUCAAGUGGUACAGCGACCAAUCAGAGAUCAUUUCCGCUCAGUAUGGCAACGAGGCCUCCAAUCUUUUUGAGAAGAUAGAUGAAGAAAAUGAGGCCAACUUGCUGGCAGUGCUUACAGAGACCCUGGACAGCAUCCCGGUGGAUGAGGACGGCCUGCCUUCAUUCGAGGCUCUGGCAGACGGGGACGUGACCAAUGCCAGUGACCAGAGCUGUCCCUCCUCCCCGGAAGACCUGCCCGCUACUCCAGAGGAGCCCGAGGAACCCUCUCUGCUGAAGAAGCUCCUCUUGGCGCCCGCCAACACCCAGCUGGGCUACAAUCAAUACACAGGUAGCAAGGCGCAGAACCAUGCAGCCGGCAGCAACAACAACCACCGCAUCAGACCACCACCUGCCGUCGUCAAGACAGAGAGCCCCUGGAGCAGCAAAACGAGGGGGGUCUCCAGCCAGCAGAAUCGCUCUUUGAGGCGGCCUUGCACCGAGCUGUUAAAGUACUUAACAGCCACCGACGACAUCCUCCUCCACACUAAAGCCAGCGACGUAAAGGGCGGCCACAGUGCCUCCUCUUCGUCCUCCUCGCCGUCCUCGUCGUCCACCUCCUCAUUCUCCUCACUUUCCUCCAAUUCCUCCUCCUCGUCCUCCAAGAAGAAGUCCGCCGUGCCAGCUCAGCAGCAUCAGCAGCAUCCACCGCAGCGAGGUGAGCGCCGGGCUGCAGGCCAGUGUAGUGUGGCUGGUGUUGGGGCUGGGAAGUGGCAGCGUUGCUCUCAGGAUGUUGAUGAGUCGGAGGGUGGCCAAGGAAGCUACAUCGGCGAAGAAGGGAGGCGGCCGGGCGACACUGACCGGCUGGCCUGUGCCGCUAGGUUUAUUAGGUAUAUGCAUUCUUAUUCCCUCCCUCCCCGAGAGGUGAGUCACAGCUGUGAGCGUUGCCGAGAGGCUGUAGGCGCCCCUCGAGAUAAGAGGCAGCGUAGGCGCGUCACCGUCACCAUUAGGAAACGGGACGAGAAGCCGGGGCACCCUUUACUUAGCCGGCUGCUCACCGCCAGGCCUGCUCAGUACCGAGCCCCGCCUAAGUCCCCUGAGCCUCUCAAGAGUCUAAGCCAGGGAGGCCAUGGGGAGGAUGUUGACCAUGAUGAUGAUGCUGAUGAUGAUGUCAUGGGCCGCCCGCCGAGCUUCCCAGAUACUAGCAUUGCAGAGCCCGCCCCCGCCCGCAUGAAACACAGGCAGCGCCCAGACCACGCAGACCACCUGUUGUUAGCCAAACCAACCACCUUGCCACUUCCUUUGACCCCAGAGUCUCCAAAUGACCACAAGGGAUCUUCAUCGUUUGAGAACAAAACCAUUGAGUGCACAUUAGGUGUGGCGAUUGCUGGAACCCCAGGUCUGACACCACCUACCACACCCCCAUACAAAGACAGUCCAGAGAAUCUUUUCAAAGCAUCGCUCAAAACCAAGUUGUCCUCAUGUGUCUCCUCAGCUUCGGCGUACAAAAAAGCAAGGCUGGGCGAGUCAGGCCCGGGUGCCGUGGCCCCCAGCGCCUCAGGCGGUGGCAUUGCCAGGAAGGGUCCUGAACAGACUGAGCUGUACGCCCAGCUGAGCAAAGCGUCCACCGUCCUCCCUUACUCUGCCACACAGCAGCGAGUGGCAGGGAGCGGACCGGAGGAGCGUCGCUGCAGCGCUGGUGGACACAAGCUGGGUUCCUCCCGAGGGUACAGCGACCAUGACUAUUGCCAGGCGUCGGCUAGUGUCAAGAAGGACGGUGUCACGGCCUCCUCCGCCCCCACAGAGGCUCAGACACCGUGUUGCCCUGCUGCUGCUCCUGGGCUUAUAGGUGAUUUUGGAUUUAAGGACUCAGGCAUGCCGCCACACUCUUCAUCUACUGGUUCUUCUAGUUUGGUCUCCACUGUUGGAGAAAAUGAAGUAUUAAGUAAGAAAUCGCCGACCCCAACCUCUCUGGGCCUGGACCCCUCAUAUGCCGUCAACCGGAAGUUUCUGUAUGACCUGGAGAUCCGAGCAGAACUCAACAAGCACUUUGGGCUCCCCUUGAAAGCCCUGUCCAGUGCCGGUGAAGCAGAGAUGGCUGCGUCCCCGCAGUCUAUUGAGGAUGGCGAUUCCCAUAGGCUACCUGGUUCAGGGCUUCUGUCCCUGAAUGAUGAGCUGGAUUUGGGUGAAGGCCAAGAGAGUCGGUUUCUUUACCCGUGGGAGGGCACCCCUUUGGACCUCCUCUUUGACUGCUCCCCGUCCUGUUCUCCACCAUUGAGCUGCUCCCCCUCCCGAAGCACCCCGUCUCCGCUGCCGUCCUCCCUGCUGUUGUUGCCCGGCGGGUCUCUCCGAUGGAGCGGCCCUGGCUCGCGCUCCCGUUCUCGGUCUCGCUCUGGAUCCCGCGGCUCUUCUUGGCGCCACCGAAGACGCUCGCUGUCCAGCUCACCUGAUAGACACCCUACCUCCUGGUCUCGUCACAGCAAUGACUUCAGCAGUUUCCGUUCCAGAAGCCAAAAGAGCCCCCGGCCUCAGUCUCAGUCUCCUCUCUGUCGCAGGCCAAGGUACGACAGCUACGAGGACUAUCAGCACGACCGACUGAAGAGGGAGGAAUACCGCCGGGACUAUGAGAAGCGGGAGUUCGAAAGGGCCGAGCAGAGGGACAGGCAACACCAAAAAGCUAUUGACGAGAGACGGGUGGUGUACGUGAGACGACUGAGGUCCGACUGCACCCGCGCCGAGCUGAAGCGCCGCUUUGAGUUCUUUGGCGAGAUUGAGGAAUGUGCCAUCAACUUGAGAGACGAUGGGGACAAUUUUGGCUUCAUCACAUACCGCUACACGUGUGACGCCCUCACUGCCCUCGACAACGGACACACCUUGCGCCAGUCUGACGAGCCCCGCCUCGAGCUAUGCUUCGGCGGACAAAAGCAGUUGGGCAAAUCUCAUUACACUGACUUGGACUCCCACUCAGACGACUUCGAUCCGGCCUCCACCAAAAGCAAGUAUGACUUGUUGGAUUUCGACAGCUUGCUGCAGGAGGCUCAGGGCAGCCUGAGAAGGUAACCUGCUCGCCUGCCUACCUGCCUCUGAUCCCUCCUUACGGUGGCCCGCCUGGGGCUGGGGUGGCGGCUGUGGGUGACUUUGCGAUUACCUCAACGUCUCUCGUUGACGAUGAGACGCUAAGAAGUCUGUGCACUCUCUGUGGAGCUAUGAGAAUAAAUAAUCUACUACGAAGUUUACAUGAACAAUCGCUGCUGAGAGGAUGCAAAAAGGGACGAUGAAAGACGAUCUUCUCCAAGCAUUACAAAACCCAUAAUCCUUUGGGGUGAGGGGGGCGAAAACCGCUUGUUCAAAAAGAUGUAUGUUGUUUUUUUGCCUUUAAAAUCUUUGUUACAUUUUUUUUUUUUUUUUUUUCAAACAAAGGAAAUCUCUUAUUGUCUACAUUUUAAAAAGGUAGUUGUGUAUUUACAAAUAACUAUAAAAAAAUUUAUUUUUGUUUUAAUGUACAUAUAUAUAUAUAUAUAUAAGAAAAUAGUUUUUAUUUGUUACAGCUAUGCACUGUAAAACGCAGCCUUUUUUUAAAGAAGAAAAAACAAAUGUGGGGGUCAAUUUUUUCUUAAUUCAGAAUGUCGGUCUAUAGUAAUGACACAACUAAAAUAUAUGUUUUGCCUACAUUUGCGCCUGUAGGUCCUUUAAACAGCAGAGCACUCCUGUCACAUACUGUAGAAGGUAUUUGUUGUUUUUAAGGACCUACUGCAAAAAAGUCAGUCAACAAUCCUUUAUAUACCAGGAGUGCGCUGCUAUUUCUAAGGACCUACUGAUUGUUUACAUAUACAUAUAUACAUAUAUGUAUGUAUAUACACACACACUUCUAGGAACAAACAUCAACAUGUAACCAUGUGAUUACAACCCUGGGAUCAGGAGCGUUAUGCCAAAUUAAGCAACCCUGUGGUUGAGCUCCGCACUACAGUAUAUAUGAAUGAUGUGUGUGCACACACUCAUCCUUUUUCUAUCAACUGGGCGAACCCUAACCAAUUGACCAUAAAAGUAACCUGGAUGGUUACAGGUUCACUUUUAUUCAUAGGACCGUGUUUACAUACGCAAACAAUUGUCUUUUUCCUUUCAGUGAACCUGUAACGGUGUGACAAGAGAAUAUCAAAUUGUAAAGCUUCAGUAUAACCCAUGAAUAUAAACUUGUUUCUUGGGUAAUAAACAUUUGGAAAACAAAAUACACCAGAACAUGAUAGGACUCCUUUAUAGUUAAGUUUAAUAUUACCAUAAGGUACUAUUCAUCCAUCACAACCCAGAGAACAGUUGAGGGGAUGGAGGAUUCAGGCAGAUUCAGCCCAUGAAAUCUGGGGAAGGUUGAGGUCGAUGCCCAACCAGCACUACUGCAGACAUCCUCCAAGUGUGCACUUCUCAACAGGGGCCAAGAUUCGGCCACAUGCCACGUGCAGAGUGGGAAACCACUCAUGAUGAGGGAGUCUUGCUUGAGCAAAGAUAAGAUAGAUGAGGUCAACUAUCCAGUUGGAUAGGCGUUGCUUGCCAACAAGUCUGCACAGCGUUGCUCUACCAUGAAAAGCACAACAGGUUAUCAACUGUACAAUGGCAGUGUGCUUGGGCUAUAUGUGCCUUCAUGGCCCUCACAGGACUCACAUAUUGGAACCUUUUUGUAUCCUUAGACUAAUAUGGCGGUGGAUAAUGAGAUUUCAGCUUGGCCACGUGUUCUUCUGCAACACUUCGGGAUGGAAUGCAGGGUUUGUUAGAAGAAACACUACCAUGUCCCAUCCCCAAACUGAACACAUCCUGCACUAACAGAGAGAGCAACCAGCUUGCUCACUCUCACAACUAAUGCAAUAGCAAUCAGAAACGUAAUACUCAGACUAAGGAGACAAAUAUCCAAAUGGGGUAAGAGCUCAAACGGAUGCAGACAAAGUGCCCUCAGGACCCACUAAUGAACCCAAGACAGGAGCAAAAGCCUCUUUGCAGGGCAUUACCUCCUUAAACCAUUCAGGCACAGGUUUUGCAAAAGGAUGUUCCCCAGGAGUCAAUUCAUCUCACCUACCUUUAACUGUGGGAUUAGUUGAGGGAUAACCCCUGAUGGUGGACUCUUACUACCCUUGUUCCAAAAGGUGUUGAAGAAUAGCACCACAAGUAAAACACAGGGUAUAGGGUUGCCACCGUUUUCCCGACACCACUCACUAAACAUCCUCCAUCCUACACAAUAAAUAUGCUGAGUGGAAUGGCUCAUGAGGCCUACAAGGUGUCAACCUCAUUGUUACUCAACCCCAGAGACUGCCAACACUGUUCACAUAAAGCUUCAGGGCUUCGACCCAGGAUGCCAUAGCUUGCCCUGUCCCUGUGAAAGUAAGUUUGGCUUGAUUGGCACACGCCACGGUUGCCCAUACAGCAUCCUGUGGGUCUCGGCCAUCCAAGGCAUCUGUGGUCAGUUUUGAGAGCACCUGGUCUGAGACAACCUCACUCUGCCAAACAAGAGGGGAAGUUGUUAGAAUGCAUAGAGGGUCACUUAGUUCUAUGGAAAGCUUAGAGCAUAAUUUUCGAAGGCCCUGGUCGGCCGGGCAUUGAGAACCACAGAGAACAAUGUGGAUAAUCCUCUGUAGCAAAGAAGUGGACUGUGGCCUGACCGAAGUGACCCCAAAUCUGUCUGAUCACUUAUGGCCAAAGUUGCCAUUCUAGAAAGGAGCUCCUCUUGAGAGCUGAUCAGCAUAGCCCUUGUCUAAGUCCACAGAAUCAGGGUCUUUGCACUAGCAUGCAAAGUUUUAAGUUUUCAUUCCACAUUUAUGAUUGAUGUAGGACACCACAGCUGUCUUGGCCUGCCUCACCAUCACCUGCAUGCCCCUCACCCCUGCAAGGAAGGGUGGCAGGGUGAAAGAAAUUACCCCAAUCUUGAGGAGGUCAAUCUGCCAUGCAUGACGCACAAGGUCCCAAAUGCCUCAAGCAGAUCUUCCUUUCCAGACAGCGCCCCAGCUUGUUGUGGAGGUGUCUGUGGUCUCAGCAACCUUGGGUCCCCCUAGACCCAGGGGAACCCCUUCACUGGCUUCAACAGCUCUCAAGCUUUCCCACCAUGCAAGGAUUUAGAGGCUCUCGCGAGACAGUCUUCUCUUGUCUUUUGGAAAGAAAAUAGGCGUGUGUUCAGCAACCUCAGUCUCUGGUACUGCUAAGCCGACAGUGCACUGAGCACGACACGUCGUUAUACAUUCUAUGAUUGCAGAUGCUUGUAUGCGUAUCAAACAGGCUCUCGUUAUGCAGUAGUCCAGAUGAAGCCCCAGAAACUUGGCUGAUCUGCCUGGUAACCCUGGAUCUUCCUCACAUGCAGGCCAAGUUAGGUGAGGUAUGCAAACAUAGCUUUAUUGUUUUUGGGCCAGGCUCAAACACAAGCCAAUCAUCUCACGAGUUGGAAAAUACAGUGUUAAUGCACUUUGGGAAGAUCUGUGGUGACAGCAAGAGACCAAAUAGAAGGACGUCUCACUGAUACGCCAUACCGUAAAAGCAAAUUGCUGGUAGCAGCAAUGGUUCAGUUGUAUAGCUUUGUGGAAAUAAGCGCCGCAAAGUCCACUGUUCUGAACCAGUCACAGCCCCGAAUGACCUGAAACAAGGACUUCACUUUGAAAAUUCGGAAGUUGAAUACCCAGAGGUAUUUGUUUUGCUCCCUCAAGUCAAGAAUGGGACAUAACCUACCAAAGUCUUUUGAGAUAAGGGGGGGAACAAAACCCCUCCCUCUCCUCCUCUGCACCCCGAGAGCAUAUUGCUCCUUUGGACACUAAAGCAGGUAUCUCGUUGGUGAGUAUUGCAGCUCAAAAACCACCAAAAUAUUUUGUCACACUACUUUUUGAGCACAUUCAACAAUACAGCAGUAAUAAUAGAAACCAUGAUAAUGUUUUCCAAUAAGAUAAGGAAAGUCAAAAUACAGAACAGAAGAACUGAAUAGAUGAUAUUGGACACCAAGCCAGUACCAGUACCCAAUUCAGUACUUGGUGACCUCACCUUUGCAAAUUUGCACACACGUGCACAACGAUCAGGAGGAUAAAAAGAGAUAGAGUGUGUGCACACAUCAUUGGCAUAGAGUGUGGAGCGGUUAAUUUGGCAUAUUGCUCCUGACUCGAGGGUUGUAGUCACAUGGUUACAGGUUCACUGAUGUAAAAUAGAACACUAGUCAUACCGCUCUUGUCAUAUAGAGGAUCUUUGACCAGCGUUUUUGCAAAACGUCCUUAAAAACAACAGACCACUCCUAUCGCACUGGUUUUAAGCCCCUACUGCUAGUCAGAGAACUCCUGUCACAUAGAGGAUCUUGAACUUUUUGCAGUAGGUCCUAAAAACAGAAGCAACAUCUUGUCACAGUAGAUUCUUGACUUUUUGCAGUAGAUCCUAAAAAAAAAUAACAGUGCGCUCCUGUCAAACAGGAUUUUUGAUGUUGAGACAUAUGAUGAUUGUAAACAAAAAAGGCAACAAAACAGAUGAACACACUGCUCAUUUCUGAGGGCGCACAUGAACAAUUGUUCAGUUUGUGCUUUUCAUCAUGUUUAAAGAAAAAAUACCCCAUUUUUUUAAAAUGAUUUUUUUUUUCUAUAAAAACACAAAGCAAUCACGAUUAUAUUGUGUUUAUAUACUGUGUACAACACAUAUAUGCAAUUUCUUUGAUAAGUUUCUCAUUAAUUAAACAGGGAGAGCAAGCGGACUAUUUAUUUUAUGUAUUUAUUUUGGAAUCAGCAAUAUUUAUGGCUGCCGUUGGUCAUUAUUUAUUUGUAAUUUUAUUCAAAAGAAAAUUACGAGACAGGGUGUACAAUAAACAAACAGAAAGUGGUGGUGGUGGUGGGGGGGAAUAAUAUAACCUUCUAUGCCUUUUUUCUGGAACAAUCAAGUCUCAUUUUGGUGCCAGUUUGGUUUCUUCUUCUUUUCUUAAGAGCAAUAAAUAUUUUUUUUUUUUUUCUUGCAGGACUUUUUCCACAUUGCUCUGUCCGCGUUUGAUUCUGUGAGUGCCAAACAAAAGUUUACAAUUUUCUUUCUUGAAUUUUUUACAAAGUAUUUGAUGUACAAUAAUAGAAAUAAUAGUAAUAUCAUUCACGGUAAUAAUAAAAAUGGGGGAACAUAUAUACACUGUGUAUAUAUAUAUAUAUAUAUAUAUAUAUAUAUAUAUAUAUAUAUAUAUAUAUAUAUAUAUAUAUAUAUAUAAGCAAUAAUUAUUUUUCAGAAGUGUAUUUUAAGCGCUGAUUUUUUUAUUUUUUAUUUAUUUGUUUUCUUAUUUAAGACCACAUUGCUGUUCCCUUUAAAGUCAGGGGUGAGGAAGCUGCUAAGUUUGGGCCAAAUAUGGUACGUUUGUGCAUUUAAUCUGGCCCCAUCAUGCAAUUUUCAAAAACUGUCCCAAAAAGUAACAAUGCUAAAAACUUUGCAACCAAUGGUAGCUCCUCACCCCUGCUUUAAGACCCUUCAAAGUGGGUCUUAAAAAAAACUUAAAUAUCCCAUUUCAGAAAGUAAUGAAGCUCCCGUCAGACGUAAGAACGUUAAAAAAAAGAGGAAGAAAACGUUCUUGUGUUGUUUUUGUUGAUAUCUUGUAUAGUGUUUAUGGGUAUUGUGACCCAUUGUGUAGAUUUGGCUUUAAAUAAAUGUAUUAAUAAUAAAUAAAAAACAGCUUUGUAAAUGGUGUAGAGUAGCAAUAUCAAGAUUCUAAUUUGUACUAUUGAGAACUUUUGAGGACUAAGUCACUGCUUUGGUGUCCAUGUUUUGUUUGGGAAGGACAAUAUGUUUGUGUGCGUGUGCUUGUGUGCGUGUGCGUGUGUUAAGAGAUGUGUGUGUUUUAUCCACGUUGCCUUCUGCCAAGUUCUUACCAAUGCCUUUUGUGGUUCUACCUUUUCUUGUUCCACUUUUCUUGUCAAUUUUCAUGUUUUUUUUGUUUUUUUUUAAUGUGCAAUUCUCAUUCGCCUCACCAUGCCAAUAAAGGGAAAAUGUGUUUGAAAGUUUCCGUCCGUCCGUCUUUGGCGUUCACAGUUUGACUCCUUGCCAGCCGGAAGUCCAAGGGAAGCGUU
Messenger RNA from Nerophis lumbriciformis (worm pipefish), 9459 nucleotides. It is a transcript of the gene ppargc1a, whose product is annotated as peroxisome proliferator-activated receptor gamma, coactivator 1 alpha. Gene Ontology annotation, molecular function: RNA binding; transcription factor binding. The record is from RefSeq and is a predicted model, not a curated record. Lineage: Eukaryota; Metazoa; Chordata; Actinopteri; Syngnathiformes; Syngnathidae. Gene Ontology annotation, biological process: positive regulation of transcription by RNA polymerase II. Gene Ontology annotation, cellular component: nucleus.